Molecule: messenger RNA, 1213 nt
Organism: Camellia sinensis
Lineage: Eukaryota; Viridiplantae; Streptophyta; Magnoliopsida; Ericales; Theaceae
Source: RefSeq, a predicted model, not a curated record
ACCUUGUCCUCCAUACUUGUAUUUUGUAUAUUAGAAUGAGCUAUUAAAUCAAUAAUAUGUGUUGUACAUCAUUAUUAUAGGCAUGGAUAGUGUUGCUACCAGUCGUUCUCGAAAGAAAAGUAAGGGGAAGGCAAAUGCUGGCUCAAUUGGGAGUCGUAGGAUUUGGACGAAGAGGGAGGACUUGUUUCUCAUAAGUGCAAUGAGAGAUUUGUGUAAUAAACCUAAAUGGAAGGUUGACAAUGGGCAAUUUAAGUCGGGGUAUUAUGGCGAACUUGAGAAGAGAAUAGUCACGAAUUUUCCUGGAAGUGACCUUCGUGCUUGUCCUCACAUUGAGUCAAAGAUAAAAAUUUAGAGGAAACACUAUGGCCUUUUGUAUGAAAUGACUAAGCUUAGUGGGUUUGGAUGGAAUGACACUGAGAAGAUGGUUCUUGUUGACAGUGAUGAUGUUUGGGAAAACUUUGUUUGGAGACAACCAAGUGCGAGUUCUAUGCGAAACAAGUCAUUUCCAUAUUAUGAAGAUUGGCUUGUUCUCUUUGGCAAAGACAAAGCCACUGGUGAGUUAGCUGAAGAUCCCACAGAUGCAGUUGAAGCAAUUGCUGUGGAAGAAGUCAUGGGGGAGAAGGGUGAUGGUUCUCCAGCUAAGCAACUCAAUGUUGCUGACUUCGAGUGUUCAAUGUCUACAAAUGGAAAUGCAUCCAACUCUUCUACCUUUAGCAACAGAGGAACAAAAAGAUGCAGAACUACUGAAGGAAUCGCAAGUAAUAUUGCUACAAUGACAGAGACACUCGGCUCUUUUUUGGACAAAACGGACACUAGAUUGGGUGAGAUUGUUAAAAGGAUUUGAUAUCAACAUGACUUAUCCCAAGCUAGGAGGAGUGUCAAUGCUGAACUUCUGAAGCUCCCCCUUACAUCAACUCAAAGGUUGACAAUAGGUUCUCUCAUUGUCAAAGAUGCUCAGCGAGUUGACUUCUUUUUCAGUCUCUCUGAUGACGACAAAUUGGAGUGGGUAUGUCUUUCGUUGGGAGGGCACGUAUGAGUACACAUGUUGGGGAUUGUGGUUUAUUCUACAUAAUAGAAUAUAUAAUAGUAUUUGAUAAUGUAAGAAUUUAGUUGUGUAGAAGAUAUUGGAGAUGCUAUAUUUCUAGCUUACAUACAUCACUAUUCUACAAACUAUUGUGAACAUUGUUUUUCUUAGUUUAAUAUUGAACUUGAG